AUGGUGGUGGUGGUGAUGAUGCGUUCGCUGCCCCUCCAGAUUUCGGACAUCCAGGUGAACGGCCAGUCGGACGACAUGACGGCCAAAGAGAAGCUGCUGCUGUGGGCCCAGCGGAUGGUGGAGGGAUACCAGGGCCUGCGCUGCGACAACUUCACCACCAGCUGGAGGGACGGCCGGCUGUUCAGCGCCAUCAUACACAAGCACAGAGUCCAGGCUAAGGAUCCUGCCCCUCUCCUGGGAGGAAAUGUGCUGAGGAGCCUCCCAGUAAGGCAGCUGGAGGCCGGCUGGAGCUCUGGGCGGCGCCGAUCCGAGCUGGGCCGGGCCAGGCUGGGCUGGCACCGCUCUGCCUUCAGAGUGGGAGUUUUCCAGCACAGCCCGGGCGCCUCGCUCUGA
Messenger RNA from Menidia menidia (Atlantic silverside), 393 nucleotides. The record is from the annotation of a GenBank genome assembly. Lineage: Eukaryota; Metazoa; Chordata; Actinopteri; Atheriniformes; Atherinopsidae.